Messenger RNA from Callorhinchus milii (elephant shark), 1123 nucleotides. RefSeq names its product family with sequence similarity 177 member A1 (gene fam177a1a). The transcript has 5 exons. The record is from RefSeq and is a predicted model, not a curated record. The coding region runs from base 54 to 683 and encodes 209 amino acids. NCBI's taxonomy places the organism in Eukaryota, Metazoa, Chordata, Chondrichthyes, Chimaeriformes, Callorhinchidae.
GGGCGGCGGCGGUGGGCGAGGGAGGGAGGGAGGGGUGGGGGGGAUCGCAGCAAAUGGCGAAGAAGUUACCGGGACUCGCCCUGUACUUGGCGCACGGGAAUGUCCUGACUGCCGGCAACAUGGACUCGGAGAAGUUACAGGCAACUGGAAAAUCAUUCGAGUGUGUGGAACUUGGAGAUGUGGGUACAAAAAAGCAAAAGGUUCCUCGGAAAAUCAUUCACUUUGCCAGCGGAGAAACUAUGGAAGAAUACAGCACAGAUGAGGAGGCUGGGGAAAUUGAAAAUAGAGACUUGUUGCCUGCGAUUGACACUAGUCAGCUUACAUGGGGGCCAUACCUCUGGUUCUACAUGCUGAGAGCUGCUACAGGAACAUUGUCAGUAUGUGACUUCCUGGGAGAAAGGGUAGCUUCCUUGUUUGGUAUAAAUACACCAAAGUACCAGUACGCUAUUGAUGAAUACUACAGGAUAAAGAAGGAGGAAGAGGAGGAAGAGGAAGAAAACCAAAUGUCAGAAGCAGCUGAAAAACAUUACCGGGAACAAAUGGAGAAGCAACAAGAGGUGAUCAGUUCACAAGACAGCCUGCCGGCUGCUAGCCCUUCGUUUGUCAAUGUUGGCUUUGAAAUAGAAAAUGAACCAACAAAUAUAACGGAAAGUAAAGCAAGACGGGAUUCUAUCCCAGCUUAGAGGAGGCCACAAUAGGGAAGAUAAUGCAAGGACCAACCUCCUCUCCUCCCCCUUCUGAAUGAAAUAAAUAUGCCUUAAUUUACCGGUGGUUCUAAAAUAAACAAAUGCAAUUGUGCCUUGAAAUUAACAUCAGAAGAUGAACCCUUUUGUCCCUUAAAUUUACUUUUUACAUUAAAGUUACUUAUGAUGCACCUCUGUUUAUCACUUUUGAAGUAGAAUCUUGUAUUAUUAACAAUCCUUGCGUUUGACAUAGCGCCUUUCCCGCCAGGAAGUUGUCUCAAAAGUGCUUCACAGGAUGUACUGUAAAGUGUAAUGACUGUAUUUGCAUUGUUUGAGACAUAGUUAUUUAUUUGUAGUAUGAUUAACUGUUCUUUAUAAAUCUAAUCGAAUCCACUCAUUUUUGUAAACUGAAAACUUUAAUAAAAAUGUAUGCAAACUAA